AUGGCUCUCCCCGCUACUCAGAAAGCUAUCGUCAUCCAGGGCCCUGGAGUGGCCAAGCUUGUGGCUGACCGACCCAUCCCCAAGCUUCGCGACGACUACAUCCUCGUCAAAACCGUGGCGGUUGGCCUGAACCCCACGGACUGGAAGCACGUCGAUUUCAUCAUCAAGGAGGCGGGUCCCCUACUCGGGUGCGACUACGCCGGCGUUGUCGAAGCUGUCGGGCCCAAAGUCACAAAGCCGUUGAAGAAGGGCGACCGGGUCUGCGGCUUCGUCCACGGCGCCAAUUUCGCUCAGCACGAAGACGGCACCUUUGCCGAGUACAUUGUCGCCAAGGGAGACAUCCAGAUCAAGAUCCCCGACAGCCUCAGCUUCGAAGACGCGGCAACCCUGGGCGUGAGUGUCACGGCCGUCGGGCAGAGCUUGUACCAAAAGCUCGGUCUGAAGCUCCCGUCCGAGCCCGUCACGGACGCCACCCCGAUCUUGAUCUACGGAGGAAGCACCGCGUCGGGUAUGCUCGCCAUCCAGUACGCCAAGCUGUCCGGGUACAAGGUCAUCACCACUUGCUCGCCGCGACACAACGACCUGGUCAGGUCUCUGGGCGCCGACGCCGUCUUUGACUACAGGGACCCCGAGUGCGCGGCCAAGAUGCGCGCCUACACGGACGACUCGCUCGCCCUUGUCUUUGACCCAGUCUCCUUGCCGGCCUCGGCCGAGAUUUGCGAGGCGGCAUUGGCAUCUCGCCCUCCCCCGGGGGCCACGCUGAGAUACCAGUCGCUCCUUGCCUUUGCCACCUCGCGCAGCGACGUCACGUACACGCAGUCUGUGACUUACACCGCCAUCGGGGAGGAGCUCAUCUUCCCCGCGCUGUCCAUGCCCGCGAGCGAAGAAGACUACCGGUUCGCCGUCGAGUUUUGGGAGUUGACGCGGGGGCUGCUCGAGGCCGGAAAGCUCAAGACGGCGCCUGUGCAGCUGGGUCAGGGCCUGGAGGGCGUGCUGGACGGCUUGCAGGCCAUGAGGGAAAAGAAGGUCAGCGGCAAGAAGCUGGUCAAUAAGCUCUAG
This is a messenger RNA of Metarhizium album ARSEF 1941, 1059 nucleotides long. Its product is annotated as Alcohol dehydrogenase superfamily, zinc-type. The record is from RefSeq and is a predicted model, not a curated record. Bases 1 to 1059 code for a protein of 352 amino acids. Lineage: Eukaryota; Fungi; Ascomycota; Sordariomycetes; Hypocreales; Clavicipitaceae. Gene Ontology annotation, molecular function: oxidoreductase activity, acting on NAD(P)H. The transcript has a single exon.